Messenger RNA from Drosophila montana, 2213 nucleotides. It is a transcript of the gene CD98hc, whose product is annotated as CD98 heavy chain. Lineage: Eukaryota; Metazoa; Arthropoda; Insecta; Diptera; Drosophilidae. The transcript has 4 exons. The record is from RefSeq and is a predicted model, not a curated record. Gene Ontology annotation, cellular component: apical plasma membrane; basolateral plasma membrane. Gene Ontology annotation, biological process: L-alanine import across plasma membrane; L-leucine import across plasma membrane; carbohydrate metabolic process. Bases 114 to 1805 code for a protein of 563 amino acids. Gene Ontology annotation, molecular function: L-leucine transmembrane transporter activity; L-alanine transmembrane transporter activity; aromatic amino acid transmembrane transporter activity.
UUGUCGCACAAAACCAAGAAGCAGUAGCCGAGUCUACGGAGGUUUACAAAGUAAUUGCAGAAGAAAGAUUGCCAGCACAUAACAAAAACAAUCAAGAAGCUUUAGCAGUCGAGAUGGUAAAAGAAGAGAGUUUUGUAGCCGAUGGCGCCGAUGAGGAAAUGUUGGGCACCGGCGCAGCCGAUGAAAAGCUAGCGGAGCGUCGAGACGAGGUCAAAUUUAUCAAGGGAGAUCAUCAAAAUGGCGAUGCGAAGAUAGAUAUUGGGAAUCUCAACGGCGGCAAGCAGUCCUUCACUGGCAUGAGCAAGGAGGAGCUGCUGAAGUACGCCAACGAUCCGUUCUGGGUGCGUUUGCGCUGGAUAUUCUUUGUUUGCUUCUGGGCCAUUUGGGUGGGCAUGCUGGUGGGCGCCAUACUGAUCAUAAUUGGAGCACCCAAGUGUGCCGCACCACAGCCACUGCCCUGGUACAAGCGGGGACUACACGCCAAAUUUGGCCAUGUUGCCGAUUUCAAGCCGGAGGAUGUUCAAGCCGCCCAAAAACUAUUUGCAUCGGGUGCCAUUUACGAGCUGCCUGCCGGGCAGACGUACGAGGUCAAGAAACCCGAUGUGGAGGCACAAAUCAAACAGCUCGUGGAUCUCUACAAGCCAACCGACAUCAAGAUUAUACUCGACCUGACUCCCAACUAUGUGAGCAACAGCUCCCAGCUAAUGCGCGAUGCCUUGGCCAAUGAGGAGCAGCGCGCCGCAUUCGUGUGGGUGAAAGCCGCGGGCAACGAGCCGCCAAAUAACUGGAAGAAGGUGGGCGGCAACAGCAGCGCUUGGACGCAACUGGAGGGCAGCUAUGUGCUGUCACAGUUCGAGGAAGGCAACUAUGAUCUGAAGAUGAACUCGACGCUGGUGCGACGAGAACUUGGCGGCGUGCUACAACAUCUGGUUGGACUAGGUGUGCAGGGCUUCCGCCUGAAGAAUACCAAAUUCUAUCUGAUCAACGAUAACCUGGCCGACGAGGAGAUCUCGCAUACCACCAAGGAGCUCAACAUGGUAGACUACGGCUUCUAUACGCACAGCCAGACCACAUUCCAGAGCGGAUUAGGCGAUGUGCUCUACGACUAUUUGGGCAUGGUGAAAAAUGUCUCAGCUGAUGCAUUCCUCUCGGUGGCCGAGGAUAUUAUACGGCCCGAGGCCUACGUGCUGAGCCAAGCGGGCGGCGCUCUGGGCAUUGAUCUGCCCAUGUAUGGCGAGUUCAUACGUACGCUCAGCUCCUCCAAGACAAACAAGAAGCUGCAGCAACAGCUACAGCAGACAUUCAUGGACACCGCCAACACUAGCUGGCUGCAGUGGAACUUUGCCGAUGUCUACGUGGACACAUCCUCCCAUCCGUCCGCACUGGCCCUGUUCAUGUCCCUGCUGCCCGGCGUGCCUGUUGUGCCCGUCGACUCCAUAGAGUAUGCAAAUGUCAGUGAACCGACCUACAGCCAAAUCCAACAGCUGCGCCUCUCGCCCUCCUACAUGCACGGCGAGCUGCAGGUCUUCGAGGUCGACCAGCUCAUUGCCUACUCCAGAAUCAAGUCUGGCAGUCCCGGUUUCUUUGUCAUCUUUAAUCCCACCGAUUCGCCGCAUUUAAGCAACUUUACCGCCGAUCACAAGCUGCCCGACAAGAUGACCGUCUCAUAUUUAAGUGAGAACUACAACAACAACAACGGCAAUGCCACAAAGGUGGCACAGUCGACCAAGAUCAAUCUCAAUGAGCUCCAGGUGGCACCGCACUCGACCAUCGUUUUGACCUAUGUUCCGGUCAAGAGCGAGUAAAAAACCAAGGAUAUUAUAUACAUGUACAGUGAAAGCUCUUUGAGCGGAAAGACAGACGAUGUUCGCCUAAAAGAGAUGUCCAGCCAAAUAUUGAAAAACAUACAAAAUUUCGAAAUUCUAAAAAUGUAUUCCAGAUAGUUUUGAAAAUAUUCCUAAUAAGCGGGAAUUGAGCGAACUAAUUGUAUUAGAAAACUUGUUUGUUUACCAAAAGAAACUGUUCGUUAAACGGGCUUUCACUGUGCUAUAACUAUACAAAAUAAUGUAUUAACUUUAAACGCUUGCUAAAACAAGUUCAAGUUGCGUAGAAAAAAUACUCUUACCCAAAAAAUAUAAAUGCGUAAAUUGUUUUCUUAGCCGUUUGCUUGAAAAUAUAAAAAAUAAAUAUUCACUGCUUGCAUUUCAAAACAA